AUGUUGAAAAACGUUAUUAAAACAGGAAAACCUUACAGAGCUAUUAAUACGGCCAAAGAAAUGGAUGUAAUAAAAAAUAUACUCGAAUUGGGCUAUGAUUUUAACACCGAAGGCGAAUUAAGGAAAAUCGGCGUUGAUGGAAAUUUAACAAAUGAACCAUUUCAGUACCAAAUCAGUAGUGAUCAAAAAAGAAUGCCAGGCUCACUACGAGAAACUUGGAGCUGCUGUGACAGAAUACGUAUAUCAAUUAUUACAAAACAAAGUCAAUCUAUUAAGAAAACUCUUAUGGUAUUAAUUCAAGGUAGUGGUGCCGUUCGAGCUGGCCAGUGGGCAAGAUCACUCAUCAUCAAUAAUAAUUUAGAUAUGGGAACACAGAUCCCAUACAUCCAAAUGGGCAUCAAACGUAAUUUUGGCAUACUUAUAAUGAAUCCCAAUGAGAAUUAUAAAAGAAAUAAAGAUAUUCCACAAAGUAACACAAGUGAAGAACAUGCCCAGUAUGUCUGGAAAACAUAUAUUUCAGGCACAAAAGCUAAAAAUAUUGUUGUUGUAGCUCAUAGUUAUGGUGGACUUCUUACAGUAAUGCUAGCUCAAAAGUUUAAGAAUGACUUUGAGAAUCGAGUCAAGGCAGUAGCAAUGACAGAUUCAGUUCAUUCAUUUUCAGAAGCAAUAAUUCCAGACUCAUUAAGAAAAGUUUCAAUUAAUUGGAUAUCAAACACAUCACCUUUGGAUACACCAAUGAAGACCCCGGAAUUUGAAAUCACUAGAUUAUCAGCAGGUCAUCCACAACACGAAAUGUCAUCUUAUGCAUCUAUGGAUUCAGUCUUUAAAUUUAUUGAUUCUAAGUUGGCAAGUUAA
Molecule: messenger RNA, 855 nt
Organism: Pieris macdunnoughi
Lineage: Eukaryota; Metazoa; Arthropoda; Insecta; Lepidoptera; Pieridae
Source: the annotation of a GenBank genome assembly